CCUUGAGUCAUGUUAGGACGGAAAACCAAGUGUAUAUAGAAUACACUUGACUUAACUCGCCAAAAUGGCCGUCACUCACUUGCAGCUAGUGACUCCAUGGGUUCCACACAUUGGAAGAAGAGAGGAAGUUCACUAAGGAUUGGUGUAUUCACGAAGUGAUUUAUGAUAAACAUAGAAAAAAAUCUUUUGCGAUGGAAAAGCAUAUAAAACCUUUGACAAAUCACAAUGUGGAUUCUCAGUUCCUGGCUGUGUUAGCUGCAAUAAUUGCAAUUAUUGUAACUAUAGUGUUAUUUGCCAUAUGGCACAGGAGAAGGUCUAUAGGAAACAGUAUAUUAUUAACUGGACUUAGUGAUGCUGGUAAAACACUGAUAUAUGCACGUCUACUUUGUUCUAAAUUUGUUAAGACACACACAUCUGUAAAAGAAAAUACAGGAGAUAUCAUAAUCAAUAAUCGGUCCUUAAAGAUUGUUGAUAUACCUGGACAUGAACGCCUGCGUUAUAAAUUUUUUGAUCAAUUCAAGUUAUCCGCAAAAGGUCUUGUUUAUGUGAUCGAUUCAGUGACUUUCCAAAAAGAUAUCCGAGAUGUAGCAGAAUUUUUAUAUAAUUUACUCUGUGAUCCUGCUGUACAUAAGAAAUCUAUACUUGUAUUAUGCAAUAAACAAGAUCAGACUAUGGCAAAAGGUGCAGCUGUUAUAAAGACUCUAUUAGAGAAAGAAAUGAAUUUACUACGUAUGACAAAAAAAAGUCAGUUAGAAGCUACAGAUGCAUCAGCAACAAAUGUUUUUCUUGGCAAGCAGGGGAAAGAUUUUGACUUCUCCCAUUUGGAUACAAACAUUGAGUUUGCUGAAUGUAGUGCAUAUAAUAAAGAUUCCGAAACUUCUGCGGGUAUUGAGCAACUAAACAAUUGGCUAAAGAAAAUUGUAUAAAAAUAUCCUUUCACUUAUUGAAAUAAAUUAUUUGUUUUUAACUUUUUAAA
Molecule: messenger RNA, 976 nt
Organism: Bombus pyrosoma
Lineage: Eukaryota; Metazoa; Arthropoda; Insecta; Hymenoptera; Apidae
Gene: SrpRbeta
Product: signal recognition particle receptor subunit beta
Exons: 5
Coding region: 192-926 (244 amino acids)
Biological process (GO): Golgi to plasma membrane protein transport; protein localization to organelle; intracellular protein transport
Cellular component (GO): Golgi apparatus
Molecular function (GO): GTP binding
Source: RefSeq, a predicted model, not a curated record